AUGUCACUAGAUGAUACCGUAUCCAAACAACUAGAAAUGAUGUGGAAGAUAGAGGAAGUACAAUCAGCUGAAAAAUCGUGGUCACCAGAACAAGCGAAGUGCGAGACCUCCUAUCAAGAAACAGUUCGACAAGCUAUGGACGGAAGAAUUGUAGUUCGAUUACCAUUUAAGGAACCACCAACCACCCUCGGUCUGACACACAGCAUUGCCUUGCGUCGACUUCUAGGUAUAGAACGACGCUUAUCAUCCAAUCCUGCAUUAAAACGCGAUUACUGGGAGUUCAUGAAACAAUAUCUGGAGUUAGGACAUAUGACGCGCGUCGAAGAUCCCAAAUUGAACGAACCGCAUUACUAUAUCCCUCACCAUUGUGUUCUGAAGCCUUCCAGCACGUCAACAAAGUUGAGAGUAGUUUUUGACGCAUCAUGUCCAACCUCAUCUAGUCGUGCGCUAAAUGACAUUUUGCUGGUAGGCCCUACCAUUCAGCCGGAACUAUAUCUGCUCCUUCUUCAGUUUCGUUUAUACCGUUAUGCUCUGACAGCCGACAUCGUAAAGAUGUUCCAACAAAGCACAGCAUCGACGCCGUUUUUAUCAACUAGAAGUUUACAAUAUUUGGCCGAUAAAUAUAAGGACAAAUACCCAUUAGGCUCUCCACUUCUUAAAUCGUCAUUUUUUGUGGAUGAUUUUAUUGGCGGAGCCGACUCCAGUGAAGAACUUGUCGAAAUUAAACAUCAACUGACUGCAAUUCUGAAGGAAGGUUGUUUUGAAUUGGAUAAAUGGCAUUCUAAUCAUGUGGAUUUUGUAAGCGACACUACAACGAAGAGUUGGGAUCUGGGUUCGGAUACGAUCACUAGCGCAUUGGGCAUCAAAUGGCAUCAACUUCAUGAUGUGUUUCUAUUCUCUUUCAAUGUCCCGAUUAGUCGUACGGUAACAAAACGUUCUAUUCUAUCACUGGCCUCAUCACUGUUCGAUCCUCUUGGGUUACUCGCUCCACUUGUACUUGUUUCAAAAAUUAUUAUGCAAGAACUCUGGCUGCUUCGUUUGAAUUGGGAUGAGUCAGUACCUCAAGCUCUUCACUCUGCAUGGGAAACGUUCGUUCAAGACCUCCAUACACUUUCUUCUAUGAAGAUACCGCGAUUUUGCCUAACAAUAGGCCCUCAACAAGUAGACAUCCACGGAUUUUGUGAUGCCUCAAUAAGAGCAUAUGGAUGUUGCAUUUAUCUUCGUUCUCAGGAUAAGUCAGGUAACGUGACAGUCAAACUAUUUACUGCAAAAUCCCGCGUAGCUCCGAUAAAGAGGAAAUCGUUGCCUAAGUUAGAGUUAUGUGGUGCGUUACUACUUGCCAGGUUAUUACAAAAAAUUCAGCCGACACUCGCUCACCUCGAAGGAGAAACAUUUUUUUGGACGGAUUCCCAAAUAGUUCUGCAUUGGUUGAAACAACAUUCCUCGACUCUGUCUGCCUUUGUAGGCAACCGUGUGGCUGAAAUCCAAGAUAUAACUCGCGCUGGUCAGUGGCAGCACAUAUCUACAAAAAUUAAUCCAGCUGAUAUUGUUUCUCGUGGUUGUACCAAUCGCCAACUAACGGAGUCUACGUGGUUCACUGGACCAGAAUUUUUAUUACGUGAAAGAAAACAUUGGCCUCAACCAGAACAUAGCAAUUUAGAUAUGGAAGUAGUCAAUAAGGAAAGAAGAAAACUUGCGUUUACUCAGGUAACUAAAGAAAAUUAUUUGCUGACAGUUAUAUCAAAGUAUGGCUCCUAUACUAAAAUACUACGAAUAGUAGCGCAACUACAUCGAUUCCAUCAGUUAACCAAGUAUAAAGAGAAAGCUGACGUAGAGUUCAUUCAACCUAUGCAAUUACAAAAAGCACUGCAUUGUAUUGUUUGGAUUAUCCAAAAUCAUUUUUUUUCUCAGGAUAUACAAGGCCUACAGCGAGGUAACCCAGUGGAAGGGUCACUUAAGCACCUAAACCCAUUCUUGGAGGAAGCGUCAGGUUAUCAACUCUUAAAGGUAGGAGGGCGUCUCGCACUUAGUGACAUUGCCAGGGGUCAGCGACAUCCGAUUCUACUGCCUAAAGGCUGUUAUUUUGUGGAAUUGUACGUUCGGCAUCUUCAUCUGAGCAACUAUCAUGCAGGAGCCAAGGCAUUAAUCGCCCUUACUCGACUUAAAUUUUGGAUACUAAACAUUCGCGAUAUUGCGCGUCGAACGGUUCGGUCUUGCAUUCACUGCGUGCGUUACAAACCGAAAUUGCUUGGUCAAAUAAUGGGUAACCUUCCUAUUGAACGCGUCACUCCCAGUAGGCCAUUCGCUCGUACAGCAGUAGAUUUUUGUGGGCCAGUAUUAACGUAUCUUGGUAUUCGGGGAAAAGCCCCAUUCAAAACGUAUAUAGCUAUCUUCGUCUGCUUAUCAACAAAGGCGGCACACAUCGAGGCAGUGUCAGAUUUAACUACGGACGCCUUUAUCGCAGCACUAAAAAGAUUGAUCGGCAGAAGGGGACUGCCAUCAGAUAUCUACUGCGAUAAUGCAACAAAUUUUGUUGGUGCUAGCAACAAGCUGGCUGACUUGAAAAACUUUUUAUUUAAUAAAACUAACCAAUCUAAUUUGCAGACUUUUUGCACCAACCAAUUCAUCAAUUUCAAUUUUAUACCGCCUAGGACGCCUCACUUCGGUGGGCUAUGGGAGGCGGCUGUGAAAAUUGCUAAGGGCCAUCUGAACCGAACCCUUGCAAACACUCGUCUUACGUUUGAGGAACUUGGAACAGUACUGAUUGAAAUCGAGGCCAUACUUAAUUCGAGACCAAUAUCACCGCUGUCUUGCGAUCCAAGCGACUAUGAUGCAUUGACACCAGCACAUUUUCUUAUCGGCGGCCCACUUAAGACAUUACCGGAAUCAACAUCUCAAUAUGAUAAAUUGCCACUAGCAGAUAAGUGGGUCCGUGUGAAGGCUGUAAAACAUCAUUUCUGGCGCCGAUGGGCUCGAGAUUAUCUAAACGAGCUGCAGACACGUACCAAAUGGACAAAGGAACAAUCAAACGUCAGCAAUGGAACAUUAGUAAUAAUCCACGAGGAUAAUAUGCCCCCACAACGUUGGCUGAUGGGAAGAAUCAUUCACUGUGUAAACGGUCCAGAUAAGCAUAUUCGCGUAGUCGAUCUGCAGACAUCCAAAGGAGUCAUCCGUCGACCAAUCCACAAACUUGCACUAUUGCCAGCUUGA
Molecule: messenger RNA, 3210 nt
Organism: Teleopsis dalmanni
Lineage: Eukaryota; Metazoa; Arthropoda; Insecta; Diptera; Diopsidae
Exons: 1
Coding region: 1-3210 (1069 amino acids)
Biological process (GO): DNA integration
Molecular function (GO): nucleic acid binding
Source: RefSeq, a predicted model, not a curated record